This is a messenger RNA of Anguilla rostrata (American eel), 619 nucleotides long. RefSeq names its product cytochrome c oxidase subunit 5B, mitochondrial. NCBI's taxonomy places the organism in Eukaryota, Metazoa, Chordata, Actinopteri, Anguilliformes, Anguillidae. The record is from RefSeq and is a predicted model, not a curated record. Gene Ontology annotation, cellular component: mitochondrial envelope. The transcript is spliced from 4 exons. Gene Ontology annotation, biological process: mitochondrial electron transport, cytochrome c to oxygen. Bases 89 to 478 code for a protein of 129 amino acids.
GCUUUCUGAUAAGGGAAUACAAGGCAUUUCCGUAGAGCAGCAAGACAGUUUCAGUUCGAGCGCCGUCUGACCAACAGGAAUAAAAACUAUGGCUGGCAGAAUGUUUCUCCGGGUUCCCUGUUUUGCAGUGCGUUUAUUAACUUUAAAUCCGUCUCUGAGAGCACCAGCUCACCGUGCUGUGGCGACUUUGAAGGGCAUUCCAACUGAUGACGAGCAGGCGACCGGGCUCGAGCGCCGGACCUUGCAAGCUUUGAAGAAGGGACAGGAUCCAUACAGCAUUUUGAAGCCAAAACAUUACUCAGGAUCGAAAGAGGAUCCCCACAUUGUGCCUUGUAUUGGCACCAAGAGGAUGGUGGGCUGCCUGUGUGAAGAAGACAACACUGCAAUCGUGUGGUUCUGGCUUCACGAGGGCAACCCCCAGCGUUGCCCAUCCUGCGGUGCGCACUACAAACUGGUCCACCACGAUCUCCCACACUAGGCAGCGUGCGGGACCCAACAUGAAGUGUGUGGGACCCAACAUCAUGCCUUCGCUUUCCACAUUCAGAACAAACCAAAUCAUCCUAGUGAUACACGUACGACUGACAACGUCACUUUUUAUUCAAUAAAGUGCUUAUUAUAU